Molecule: messenger RNA, 953 nt
Organism: Nanorana parkeri
Lineage: Eukaryota; Metazoa; Chordata; Amphibia; Anura; Dicroglossidae
Product: phospholipid scramblase 2-like
Exons: 8
Coding region: 15-947 (310 amino acids)
Biological process (GO): plasma membrane phospholipid scrambling
Cellular component (GO): plasma membrane
Molecular function (GO): phospholipid scramblase activity
Source: RefSeq, a predicted model, not a curated record
CAGCUUGUGACAUCAUGGAAAUGAAAGAUGGAAAACCUGGAUAUGAUCAAAAUGCAGGGCCAAAUAUUCAGGGUGUUAUGGGUCCACCUGCAGGAUAUCCCAAUCCAAAUCAACCUCAAGGAUAUUACCCUCCUGGGCCAGGCAUGCCCUCUCCAUAUGGAUAUCAACAGCCUCCCCCAGGUGCAUACCAAGCAUGUCCUCCAGGUCAGCCUAACUAUGGAGGCCCUCCUAUACAGAAUCAGCCAAUAGGGCCAGGUGGCCCAUCUGCAUGGAUGCCGGCACCUCCAGCAAACCCAAACUGCCCACCAGGGUUAGAAUAUUUGAGCACGAUAGAUCAAGUACUUAUCCAUCAGCAAGUAGAGCUACUAGAAGCUUUGAUUGGCUAUGAAUCCAACAACAAGUAUGAGAUUAAGAAUAGCAUGGGCCAGAAAGUGUACUUUGCUGCUGAACAAAAUGAUUGUUGUACCCGGAAUUUCUGUGGACCUGCCCGGUCUUUUGUCAUAACCAUUGUUGAUAACAUGGGUCGUGAAGUAAUCAGACUGUCAAGACCAUACAGAUGUUCUGCAUGCUGUUUUCCCUGCUGUCUACAGAAGUUACAAGUGGAGUCUCCCCCUGGAACAACAAUUGGCUAUGUGAAACAGAACUGGCAUCCGUGUUUACCGAAAUUUACCAUUCAGAAUGAAAAGAAGGAAAAUAUUAUGAAGAUUCAUGGACCUUGUGUGCCCUGUAGCUGCUGCUCUGAUGUUAACUUUGAGUUGAAGUCCUUGGAUGAAAGCUCUGUACUUGGGAAGAUUUCCAAGCAGUGGACUGGAAUGGUGAAAGAAAUGUUUACAGAUGCCGACAACUUCGGAGUUCAGUUCCCUAUGGAUCUAGAUGUAAAAAUGAAAGCGGUUGUUCUUGGUGCCUGCUUUCUCAUUGAUUUCAUGUUUUUUGAACACUCUGAAUAACAAAUA